CUAACGAUAAUAAGAACCUUUUUCCACCAACCGAUUUUGCAAUGAAGCUUCAAAAAGGAGGAAUAAUAGAAGAAAGGUGCAUGCUUCUUCCAAUUGAGUGAAAGGAAUUUGAAGAAUCAAAAGAAUAAUUCAUCACAAUGAAAUUGGCAAAGGUACAACCAAUAGUACUAGUAGGGGGGAGCAACACUUGGGGAAUUAGAAACACCUUUCAUUCUCUUUUGGCCAUUCUUACCACUCUUUUAGUCAUUAGUUUCAUUUAUAUAAAACAAGACAAUGGAACACAGUUGUCAUCAUCAUCACCACCCCAAGAACAUGAAGAAAUGAUAGAUGCCUCUCAGUCAUCAAAAUGUGACUUGUUCAAUGGGAAAUGGGUUUUUGACAAUAAGUCUUAUCCAUUAUACAAAGAUAAGGAAUGCAAGUUCAUGUCUGAUCAAUUGGCAUGUGAGAAGUUUGGAAGGAAGGACUUGAGUUACCAGAAUUGGAGGUGGAAGCCAAACCAUUGUGAUCUACCAAGGUUCAAUGCCACAGCAUUGCUUGAGAGGCUAAGGAACAAGAGGCUUGUGUUUGUGGGGGAUUCACUCAACAGAGGCCAAUGGGUUUCCAUGGUUUGCCUUCUUCACACUUCCCUCUCAUCAUCAACUCACACUUCCAUGCACAACACUGCUAAUGCCUCUCUUAACAUUUGGAAGGUCAAAGAAUACAAUGCAACAAUUGAGCAUUAUUGGGCACCAUUGCUAGUAGAAUCAAAUUCAGAUGAUCCAGUGCACCAUAGAGUAAUAGAAAGAACUGUGAGAGUGAAUGCGAUUGAGAAGCAUGCUAGGUAUUGGACUCAUGCUGACUUUAUUGUCUUCAACACUUACCUCUGGUGGAGAAGGCCUCUUAUGAAUGUUUUGUGGGGAACAUUUGGAGACCCAAAUGGAGUUUACAAAAAAGUGGAAAUGCUAAGAGUUUAUGAGAUGGCAUUGAGAACAUGGUCAGAUUGGUUGGAGGUCCAUGUUAAUAGUAACAAGACCCAGUUAUUUUUUGUUAGUAUGUCACCAACUCAUGAAAGGGCUGAAGAAUGGGGAGCAGAUAAGGGUGACAAUUGUUACAAAGAAACAGAAAUGAUCACAGAAGAAGGGUAUUGGGGUAAAGGGUCAGAUCCAAAAAUGAUGAAAGUGGUGGAGAAUGUGGUUGAAGACUUGAAAACAAGAGGGUUGAAUGUUGAAAUACUUAACAUCACUCAGCUCUCAGAGUACAGAAAAGAAGCACACCCUUCUAUAUACAGAAAGCAGUGGGAGCCUCUAACACAAAAACAGAUACAAGAUCCAAAUAGCUAUGCAGAUUGCAUACAUUGGUGCCUUCCUGGAGUUCCUGAUGUGUGGAAUGAGAUACUUUAUGCCUAUCUUUUCCAACAAUGACUAAUAAACAAAAGAAAAUAUUAAUGUGUAAAAAAAAACUACACCUUCAUACAACCUUUCUAAGAUUGUUGAAUCA
Arachis duranensis is the source of this 1476-nucleotide messenger RNA. RefSeq names its product protein trichome birefringence-like 34. The record is from RefSeq and is a predicted model, not a curated record. Gene Ontology annotation, molecular function: O-acetyltransferase activity. NCBI's taxonomy places the organism in Eukaryota, Viridiplantae, Streptophyta, Magnoliopsida, Fabales, Fabaceae. The transcript has 5 exons. Gene Ontology annotation, cellular component: Golgi apparatus. Bases 138 to 1400 code for a protein of 420 amino acids.